Messenger RNA from Lotus japonicus, 1578 nucleotides. RefSeq names its product E3 ubiquitin-protein ligase PUB23-like. The transcript has 2 exons. The record is from RefSeq and is a predicted model, not a curated record. Bases 156 to 1424 code for a protein of 422 amino acids. Gene Ontology annotation, molecular function: ubiquitin protein ligase activity. Lineage: Eukaryota; Viridiplantae; Streptophyta; Magnoliopsida; Fabales; Fabaceae. Gene Ontology annotation, biological process: protein ubiquitination.
AGCUAGCCGCAUUCUCUUACCAGUCACCAUAUUCUCCUUCUUCCCACUUCCUUGGUAGUUGGUACUCAUUUCACACUUUUAAUUUCCUCCAUAGAACAUACAUAGAAAAAUAACCACUUUUCUUUGUUCUUUGUUUCUUCCUAACUUGUUUUCACAUGGACAAUGAAGUUGAAGUUCCUCAGUAUUUCAUCUGCCCCAUAUCGCUGCAAAUCAUGAAAGACCCUGUAACUGCCAUAACUGGAAUCACAUACGACCGAGACAGCAUCGAGCAGUGGCUAAUCUCCAACAAGAACCACCACCACGCGACGUGCCCCGUCACAAAGCAGCCUCUCCCAAGAGACUUUGAUUUAACGCCGAAUCACACGCUCCGCCGCUUGAUCCAAGGUUGGUGCACCCUAAACGCCGCCCUCGGCAUUGAUCGGAUUCCAACCCCGAAGUCACCGCUUAAUAAGACCCAAGUCCUCAAGCUUCUCAAAGACCUCAAGGAUGAACGGGAACCCAGAGACCCAAAUCUUCAACACAAAACUCUCAUGCAACUGGAGCUCCUCGCAGCACAGAGCGAGAGGAACAGAAAGUGUUUAGUAGAAUCUGGUGUGCCAAAGGCUGUGCUCAUGUUCAUAGUGUCUUGUUUCAGAAAAGGCCAAAUCAAAGAGGGUCUUGAAGAAGCUCUGAGUUUAUUGCAGUUUGUUAAGGUCCCCACAGAGGAGGCUAUGCUGAUUUUAUCAGAAGAUGAUCAUCAAAUAUUGGAUUCUCUAACAUGGGUUUUAGCUUUACCUUCUGAUCAAAUAAGAAACUCAAUUGCAGUGAAAUCACAUGCAGUUUUAGCUCUCAAAAAACUAGUCCACAAGGGUGGUCCUGGUGUUCUUGAAAGGUUAAACUUAGAAUUCUUUGAAAGGAUUGUGAAGAUUUUGCGAAAUGGCGCUAUAACUCAACAAGGAACCCGUGCUUCUCUUCAAGUCAUGUUAAGCGCUUGUCCUUGGGGAAGAAACAGGUUCAUGAUGGUGGAAGCCGGUGCAGUUUUCAAUCUCAUAGAGAUCGAAUUAACUGCACCGGAAAAGAAAAUUACAGAGCUUGUAGUAACUAUACUUUUUCAUUUGUGCACUUGUGCGGAUGGGAGGGCUCAGUUUCUGAGCCACGAAGGGUCUAUUGCGGUGGUGACAGAGAGAUUGUUGAAGGUUUCCGCUGCGGUGGAUGAUAAAGUUAUGUUUGUUUUGGCGUUAGUGUCGCAAUUCUCCGCGACGAACGGGGUGUUGCAGGAGAUGUUAAGGGUUGGGACAGUGUCCAAGCUUUUCAUGUUGCUUCAGCGUGAUCAUGCUAAGUAUUUGAAAGAUAAAGCGAUGGAGAUAAUCAGGGCCCACUCGAAGGUUUGGAAGAAUUCUCCUUGCUUUCCUGAUCCCUCUUCUUAUGCAAGCUUGAAUGUAUAGAUCAAAUGCAAUGUGUAAUGGUCAUAAUUAACUUGGUUCUUAUUGAAGUUGAUGCUCAUGUGAACAGAGGGAGAAAAAUAGAUCUCAGAAAUUACAAAGUAUUUUCUGAAUAUUGAAUGUGAAAAAUUAACUAAUACAAUAUGUGUAUUAUCUA